GCCUCCAUCCCACUUGACGUAGGUUCAGCCCUCCGCAGCAGAUGAUAUACGAUUGGUUAUACGCGAAGCCCCACCCUAUCUUUGCGGUUUUUGAUAAUUUAGACCUGCAUUCCCACUCUAACUGCGGGACUCUCUGGGCUUCCUAUUGGACUAUGUGCUCCAAUCGGAAGGAUUUCUGGAUGUCAGUCUUACGGUGGUGCAGACCAUUGGUCGAAGGGAUAGAGGCAGAUUCCUAGAUCGUUGCCGGCCCGCCAAAGAUACAGCAAGGGUCUGGAACGCAGAGCCGGCUGCCUCGAGGCCUCGCAUCAACCCUACUCUGACUGCUGGCUCAGGCAGGCCCCCACCUCACUCAGAAUGACACUGGACGUGGGGACGGAGGAUGAGCUGCCCGACUGGGCCGCUGCCAAGGAGUUUUACCAGAAGUAUGACCCUAAGGACGUCAUUGGCAGAGGAGUGAGCUCUGUGGUCCGCCGUUGCGUUCAUCGAGCCACUGGUGAUGAGUUUGCAGUGAAGAUCAUGGAGGUGACAGCUGAGCGGCUGAGUCCUGAGCAGCUGGAGGAGGUGCGGGAAGCCACACGGCGAGAGACUCAGAUCCUUCGCCAGGUCGCCGGCCACCCCCACAUCAUCACUCUCAUCGAUUCGUACGAGUCUUCUAGCUUCAUGUUCCUGGUGUUUGACCUGAUGCGGAAGGGAGAGCUGUUUGACUAUCUCACAGAGAAGGUGGCCCUCUCAGAGAAGGAGACCAGGUCCAUCAUGAGGUCUCUGCUGGAAGCAGUGAGCUUUCUCCAUGCCAACAACAUUGUACACCGAGACCUGAAGCCUGAGAAUAUUCUCCUAGAUGACAAUAUGCAGAUCCGACUCUCAGAUUUUGGGUUCUCCUGCCACUUGGAACCUGGAGAGAAGCUUCGAGAUUUGUGUGGGACACCAGGGUAUCUAGCACCAGAGAUCCUGAAAUGUUCCAUGGAUGAAACCCACCCAGGAUAUGGCAAGGAGGUAGACCUCUGGGCCUGUGGGGUGAUCCUCUUCACACUUCUGGCUGGCUCACCCCCAUUCUGGCACCGACGCCAAAUCCUGAUGUUACGCAUGAUCAUGGAGGGCCGGUACCAGUUCAGUUCACCUGAGUGGGAUGACCGUUCUGACACAGUCAAAGACCUGAUCUCAAGGCUGCUGCAGGUAGAUCCUGAAGAACGCCUGACAGCUGAGCAGGCCCUCCAGCAUCCCUUCUUUGAGCGUUGUGAAGGCAGCCAACUCUGGAACCUUACACCCCACCAGCGAUUCCGGGUGGCAGUGUGGACAGUGCUGGCUGCUGGACGAGUGGCCUUAAGUGCCCGCCGUAUGCGGCCAAUGACCAAGAGUGCACUGUUGAGGGAUCCCUAUGCACUGCGGCCAGUGCGGCGCCUCAUUGACAACUGUGCCUUUCGGCUCUAUGGGCACUGGGUGAAGAAGGGGGAGCAGCAGAAUCGAGCAGCCCUCUUCCAGCACCAACCCCCUGGGCCUUUUCCUCUCAUUGGUGCUGAAGAGGAGGGAGACUGUGCUCCUGUCACUGAGGAUGAGUGUACAGGUGCUGAGCUUGGACCUUAGCCCUGAGUAAGCUCAGAAAGCAGGACUUCUCAGGAGGAUUGAACCAUUCCAGCCCCUGUAGGCCCUUGCCUCAGGCCCUCUGCCUAGCCCUACUGGUCAUGCUACGAUCAUGGAGACCAACUCUGUACGCCUACCCCUGGUGGUCAAGGCUUAGAGAUGAGAGGUGGGGUGGAAGAGAGCCAUUCCAAAUGCCAUGCCCAAUCUCAUCAGUGCUGCUUCUGCUGUAUCUCAAAUAAAAUCUGUUCCACACUGCG
Molecule: messenger RNA, 1835 nt
Organism: Cavia porcellus (domestic guinea pig)
Lineage: Eukaryota; Metazoa; Chordata; Mammalia; Rodentia; Caviidae
Gene: Phkg2
Product: phosphorylase kinase catalytic subunit gamma 2
Exons: 10
Coding region: 355-1581 (408 amino acids)
Biological process (GO): glycogen biosynthetic process; protein phosphorylation
Cellular component (GO): phosphorylase kinase complex
Molecular function (GO): calmodulin binding; ATP binding; phosphorylase kinase activity
Source: RefSeq, a predicted model, not a curated record